Pestalotiopsis fici W106-1 is the source of this 471-nucleotide messenger RNA. RefSeq lists its product as uncharacterized. The transcript is spliced from 2 exons. Bases 1 to 471 code for a protein of 156 amino acids. The record is from RefSeq and is a predicted model, not a curated record. NCBI's taxonomy places the organism in Eukaryota, Fungi, Ascomycota, Sordariomycetes, Amphisphaeriales, Sporocadaceae.
AUGAAGUUCUCUGCUGUCCUCGUUUCCACCCUCGCGGCCUUUGCGUCUGCCGCCCCUGCCAAGAAGGAGGAGCCUCGUGCCUCUAUCGAUGCCUCUCUCUUCAACAACUUUGCCUUCAACAGCCAGGACCUGCAAUACCUGAGCGUUGUCAACUCCCUUGACUUCAACGUGCUCCAGCAGCUCGCCACCGUCAACGGGUUGAACCUCAACAACUUCUCGGGCUUGUUCUCCAACAAUGCCUUUGACAUCAACAGCCUGAUCCAGCUCCAGCAGAUCCAGAACCUCAUCCAGCUCCAGCAGCUCGGUGUUCUGGGCGGAUUCGAUCUGAGCUCUUUUGCCUUGAACCAGGUCAACCUUGGCCUCAUCAACAACAUUGGCGGCGUCGACCUGGGCCAGUUCAUCGACGCCUCCUUGGUCCCCCAGAUCCAGACCAUCAUCCAGCAGCAAACUGUUGCCGUCGUCAAGGAAUAA